This is a messenger RNA of Dunckerocampus dactyliophorus (ringed pipefish), 4225 nucleotides long. It is a transcript of the gene pip5kl1, whose product is annotated as phosphatidylinositol-4-phosphate 5-kinase-like 1. The record is from RefSeq and is a predicted model, not a curated record. NCBI's taxonomy places the organism in Eukaryota, Metazoa, Chordata, Actinopteri, Syngnathiformes, Syngnathidae. The transcript is spliced from 10 exons. The coding region runs from base 117 to 1445 and encodes 442 amino acids. Gene Ontology annotation, molecular function: phosphatidylinositol kinase activity. Gene Ontology annotation, biological process: phosphatidylinositol metabolic process.
CUGACUCCGCUUCACACCAUCAAGCGUGAGCGGACAUGUGAUACUGACUGGUACACACGCACACACACAAAUACCAGGUUCAGCAAGCCGCCGUUUUCGUCCUCCACAACAAGCCGAUGGAGAGGUCGGUCCCUCCAAGUGGCUUUGGCAAGCACUCAAGCACAGCAAAAAGACAAAGAUGGCAAGGUUUGAGGCGGCAGUGGGAGCUUCUGGGCUUAUUUGAGAUCACUCAGCAACACGAGUUCUACAGCCUGACUCGCAUGAUAAAGGAAGGAUUGUCAACAUCAAUCCAAACCACGAGUGAGCAUGCGCCCGCGAAUCAACUGUCAGAAGAAGAUUUCAUUUCAAAGGUCACUCAGAUUCAUCAGGGUUUUGCUUUAGAAACAUUUGCAGGCCCAGUGUUUGCCAAGCUACGUGGCUCUUUGGGUGUGACAGAACAGGAGUAUCAGCAGUCACUCUGCUCUGACAAGUGCUACCUUCAGUUCAUCAGCAACUCCAAAAGCAAGGCUGACUUCUUCCUCACCAAUGAUAAGCGCUUCUUUCUGAAGACCCAGAAUGAGAGGGAGAUCCGAUUCUUUCUCGACAACCUGAAGAUCUACAUGGAACAUAUGAGGACGUAUCCCCAUUCACUGCUGGUGAAGUUGCUCGGUGUUCACGGGAUCAAAAUUCCAUACAGGCGAAAGAAAUACUUCCUUGUUAUGCAAAGUGUGUUUUAUCCAGAUGAUAGAAUCAGUGCCAGGUACGAUAUUAAAGGUUGUGAAGUGAGUCGCUGGACAAACCCUGUGCCUGAGGGAUGCCAGAUUAUUGUGGUUCUCAAAGACCUCAACUUUGAAGGCCAGUACAUCACUCUCGGCCAGCAGUGUUCCUGGCUCUUGCGGCAGUUGGAGAUCGAUACGGACUUUCUCCGAAGCCUCAAUGUGUUGGAUUACAGUCUUCUCCUCGCCCAUCAGCCUUUACAGCAAGAUGAGCGUCACCAUGCGCUCUCUUUUGCUUCACUUAUCAAGAGAACUAAACGAUCUGUGAAUCCAAGCACCAGCCCGAGCCAUCAUAUCCCAUCUGUACCCGGAACCGUGCCGGAAGAAAACGACACUUUCAUUUCAUCUGAAAGGGAUGGUGCGCAUGUGGAGCGCGGGCAAGCACGAGAUGGAUUGCAUGGAGCAACACAUCACCAGCGCCAAGCUGGCAGUGAAGCAGGAGGACUUCAAGACCUCAGGGUCCAAAACAGACGUUUAUUGCUCAACUUAAAAAAUGCACAGCACAUCAUCGAUGGCCCUGACCAACGCUACUUCAUUGGCAUCAUCGACAUUUUUACCGUUUACACUUUCAAGAAGAGACUGGAGCAUUGGUGGAAGCGGCUAAGACAUCCCGGCCGAACGUUCUCCACUGUCAGUCCACAGGCGUACUGCGCCAGGCUGUGUCAGUGGGUGCAGGACCAUACCAAGUAGUACCCGCUCGCGUGUUCUCAUGUGUUCACAUGAACCACUUUAUGUUCUGUUGCUUAAAGUGCUCAUGACACCAAAACACAUGUUCAUCUUGUUCGUUUCAACCUGAAAAAUAACACUGAAAGGCACGUCUCCUGUGUUUGAUGUGUGCUCCAAUGUUUUCUACACAGUAGGGCGGGUCUUCGACGAAGGACUUUCAGAAUUUCAAUUUGAUUGUCGACUAAUAGUCAAAUGGUUUUUUUCAUAAUUUUUUAAGAGCAGAGCUAAUGGCGAUCCUGACAAACAGAUCUCAUUUGCGGCUUUUUCCACCUCAAGCAAACAGGCUCCACCCCUCAGGUAAACAAGUGCAACAACACUACCUUCAUUGAUUUAGUGACACAGAAAGCAAGAUGAACAAAACCGGAACAGGGUUGCUGUCAGCCCACAUCAGAAAAGUGCACAUAAAAUAGGAAGAAAAUGGGUUGAAAACCAACAAUUUGCCAAUACUCUCAGUUAGCAGCCUCAUUUUUUGCAUUAAAAUUCACAGAAGUUGGCGUAAGAGCCUUUCCUGCUUUAAAUGAUACACCGUGUUGGUUGUUGUCGUGUCAUAUGGUGCCAUGCGGACACAAGUUGCACUUUAUUUUCUACCUUAAACCUUUUCAAAAAUAAUCAGCUAAUCAAAAGUUUAAGACCACACCUAAAAAAAAUAUAUUUUUAAUCCCCCCUAAAAUAGAAAUAAAAUCUUCAACAAAGGACUCAGUGAUGAGUAGCUGCAUCAUUCUUGUUAAUCACCUACAGUAGUUCAUUGGUUUGGGAGUGCUUGAUGCCAGUGUUUCCAGGAGGCUAGUGGGAAUGUUGCUCCAGGUGGUGAAGAUGGCUUCACGGAGGGCGUCCACUGUCUGGAACUGAUGUCCAUUUUUAUAAAUUUCCCUUGCCCUCCAUCCUCAAUUGGAUUUAGAUGAGGGGAACAUGCAGGAUGGUCCAAAAGAGUGAUGUUAUUCCUCUAGAAGAAGUCCUUUGUUAGAUGGGCAUUGUGAACUGCUGCGUUGUCCUGUUGAAAAAGCCAGUCAUUACCACACAGACGAGGGCCUUCAGUCAUUCGGGAUGCCCCCCUGCAACCUCUCCACAUAGCCAGUUGCCGUUUGACGCCCCUGCACCACCUGAAGCUCCAUUGAAGGAAAAAGCAGCCCACAUCACGAUGGCGCCCCCUCCACUGUGCCGUGCGGAAAACAUCUCAGGUGGGAUCUCCUUGUCAUGCCAGUCAUGUUGGAAGCCAUCGGGACCAUCAAAGUUACUUUUUUCCUCAUCACAGAAUAAAACUUUCUUCCACCUUUCAAUGUCCCACGUUUGGUGCUCUCGUGCAAAUUCCAAAUGGGCAAUUUUGUUCUUUCGCAGAUGCCAUUGGAUGGCUGUUGGACUGCACUCGGCACCAGUAACUGAGCCAAUUGAGAGACUGGUUUAUCAUUUGGAAUCAAAGGAAGUAUUAAAAAGUUACCAAAGUGGAUUUUGGAAAGGAAGAAAUCAAUCAAUAAGAGUCAUAAAUCCAUAGAUUUAAUUGAUUGGAAGGACAUGCACCGGGUAUCACAAGACUAGCAACUGGUUGAAAGCGCGUCUCUAACGCCAGAGCCUGGGCUGCCACGGAAACCAUUGUUGAGCAUGCCAGCAAGACAGGAAUGGAUCAAAAUAGCAUUAUCAGUGCACUAGCUAGUUAUUGGCAAAGAUUUUCAACACAUCAAUAAAACAUACAUACAUUAUAGCGAUGUAACUGAUCUUAUUUAUUACCGUAUGUUUUGUGUCAAACUAUUGCAGGAACAACAUCAAAUUAAAAGCACUAAAUGAAUACAGAGCCACCAUCCACCAACAGGAGGCUGGAGUUUGUUUUUCAGAGAGGUGCGCCACACAAAUAUACACAUCAGCGCUCACCAAAACUUCCAUCAAUGACGUUAAACUCGGCUCACGUGACCGACCACACAAGCACUUCGGGGAGAACACCAAACUAAAUGCAUGGCAGCAUUUGGAACUAAAUAUGAGGUGAAAAAAAGGGGGGGGAUAUAUACAGCAUUCCCUCGCUACAUCAUGGUUCACUUUUCAUGGAUUCGCUGUUUUGCCGAUUUUUAAGUGCAAUUUUGCAUUUUUAACAGUGAAUUAGAGCGAUCUAUCACUUCUAUGUUGUGUCUGUUAUUGUAUUUAGAACUGCUACCACUAGAGGGUGUAGUACACUCAUGUUGAAGACGUGUGCAGCUCCACCUGUCACAGUGUUUUUACGUGCUUGUACCAGCACAUUAGGAACCCACAGUAGACAGUACCCGGCUAAAUAUAGAGCCACAACAGCCCUUAUUGGCGAAGGGACACCCGUUCAUUGUGUUCUGCGUGAUUGGCUGUAGGCCAUUGUCAAUCAAUCUCCUUUGGCUACCUAACUGCAUGAGCUGCUUGCUAUAAUUGCCAAUAAACAAUACAAGGAGAACAAGAAGAAACUAACUAAAUGAAUUUUUAGUUAGGCGCUAGGAGGAAGCAUGGUCACGUGUGAGUCACGUAAUCAUUUCUUGUGUCCUACCUAGUGGAUUGAUCAUUAAAAUUCCAACGAAAUUUGAACUUUGAGAGUGUUUAAAAUGUGAGAAAAUGUUAAUGCCUGUGUGUAAAGAAAAGAGUAUAAAGUGUAUUGUGAGGGGUUUUACAGCCUUAAAACACAUAUAAUAACUGUAAACAAAUAAAGUUGGCUACUUUGCAGAUUUCACUUAUUUCACUUAUCCGUGCAGCGUGGGAGAAAGUUAGUUGGUGCGUUCAAGGGCAGUUCACGUGGGGCA